Messenger RNA from Oldenlandia corymbosa var. corymbosa, 2795 nucleotides. The record is from the annotation of a GenBank genome assembly. NCBI's taxonomy places the organism in Eukaryota, Viridiplantae, Streptophyta, Magnoliopsida, Gentianales, Rubiaceae.
CAAGAUUCAUUGUAAUCACAAUUUAAUGCUUCAUUCCCCUUUUUUUUCCCCCCAUAUCUAAUUGUAUUUAUCCACAAAAUUAAUGGUAAAGAAAUAGAAGUAAACUGAAUAUUAGUAGUAGUAAACUGAAUGCAGCAGGGUGGCGGGACCCAUCCCCCCGCCUUUUGUGGCCAAGUGAAGGAGCCGUCUUCAAGGCCAACUAUAUAUAAAUCAUCCUUUUCCCCAUUCGAUUCGCCACCAAUCAUACUUGAAGAAUCGGAGGGUGGGGGCCACGCCACGUCAGAAUUUUCAAUUUCCCCCUGUGACCGUGAGAGACUCUCACAUACAGAAGCGGACCAAGCGUACGAUAGCCAAUCGGACCGGUAACCACUAAUUCCAUGCGCGGGGUUGCAUAAGAAGGAUAUGGAGAUAACGUACGCCUCUCCCAGCUUACAGAACCUGGUGGCCGCGGCCGCGGAUCCUUCGUCUUCCCCGUCUUCCACUACCAGUUCCAUGUCUUCUCUGUCUCGGAACGUUAAGAUUAUCCCCUUGCAACACCCCACGGCGGCUUCCUCUUCUUCCGCUUCUUCCAAGACGCAGCACGCGGUCAACUCUGCUGUUUCGAAAUGGCGGACCAAGGUGGAGCGAAUGACGUCCUCGGAGUGGAUCGAGACGUUCUUUCCUUGUUACCGAUGGAUACGAACCUAUAAAUGGCGGGAAAACUUUCAAGCCGAUCUCAUGGCUGGUCUCACCGUCGGCAUCAUGCUUGUUCCUCAGUCAAUGUCUUAUGCAAAGCUAGCUGGGCUUCAGCCUAUUUACGGACUUUAUUCUGGCUUUGUGCCUAUUUUUGUCUACGCCAUAUUUGGAUCAUCUCGACAGCUUGCGAUUGGUCCUGUUGCAUUGGUUUCCCUUCUGGUAUCAAAUGUCUUGGGCAACAUAGUUGACUCUUCUGAGGAGUUAUACACAGAGCUAGCGAUACUACUUGCCCUCAUGGUUGGCAUUUUGGAAUGCAUAAUGGGUAUCUUGAGGCUUGGAUGGCUUAUUCGUUUUAUAAGUCACUCUGUGAUUUCUGGUUUUACAACUGCGUCUGCUGUUGUUAUUGGAUUGUCUCAAGCAAAAUAUUUUUUGGGCUACGACAUAGACCGUAGUAGCAAAAUUAUUCCUCUGGUAAAGAGUAUAAUUGCAGGAGCUAAUAAGUUCUCAUGGCCUCCCUUUGUAAUGGGCUCUUUCAUGUUAGCAGUUCUGCUAACCAUGAAGCACUUGGGAAAAAGUGGGAAACGAUUGAGAUUUCUACGAGCUGCUGGUCCCCUUACCGCUGUAGUUCUGGGUACAGUUAUUGUGAAAAUCUAUCACCCACCUUCUAUUUCAUUGGUGGGAGACAUACCUCAAGGUCUGCCAAAGUUCUCCAUCCCCAAGGAGUUCAGCUAUGUGAAAUCUUUAAUUCCAACAGCAAUGCUUAUUACUGGUGUGGCUAUUUUGGAAUCGGUUGGGAUUGCAAAAGCUCUGGCUGCGAAAAAUGGAUAUGAGUUGGAUUCAAACCAAGAGUUAUUUGGACUUGGUGUGGCCAAUAUAGCUGGUUCAUUCUUUUCUAUCUACCCGACAACAGGUUCAUUUUCUAGAUCUGCUGUAAAUCACGAAAGUGGAGCAAAAACUGGCUUAUCUGGCAUAGUCAUGGGAAUUAUAAUGGCUUCUGCUCUUUUAUUCCUGACGCCCCUGUUUGAAUAUAUACCCCAGUGUGCGCUGGCUGCCAUUGUCAUCUCUGCUGUUAUAGGACUGGUGGAUUACGAUGAGGCUAUUUUCUUGUGGCAUGUAGAUAAGAAAGAUUUUCUCUUGUGGUUAAUUACUUGCAUAAGCACCUUGUUCCUUGGCAUUGAGAUUGGUGUCCUUAUUGGUGUUGGUGUUUCAUUGGCUUUUGUCAUUCAUGAAUCAGCAAAUCCCCAUGUUGCUGUCUUGGGUCGUCUCCCUGGAACCACUGUCUACAGAAACAUUGAACAGUAUCCAGAAGCUUAUACAUACAAUGGGAUAGUCAUUGUGCGUAUUGAUGCACCUAUAUAUUUUGCAAACAUAAGUUACAUCAAAGACAGGCUUCGUGAGUAUGAAUUCCAAAGUGAGGGUUCUGCCAGUCGAGGACCUGAAGUUGCUAGAGUUUACUUUGUAAUUAUUGAGUUGGCCCCUGUAACAUAUAUUGAUUCUAGUGCGGUUCAAGCUUUGAAGGACUUGCAUCAAGAGUACAAGUCACGGGGGAUUCAGAUCGCCAUUUCCAAUCCAAACCGGGAUGUUCUACUGACUCUGACAAGGUCUGGGGUGGUUGACCUGAUUGGCAAAGAGUGGUAUUUUGUGAGAGUCCAUGAUGCUGUUCAAGUUUGCCUUCAGCAUGUGCAAAAUUUAAACGAGGUUCCCAAGGUAUCAGAAACCUUACCGCAUGACAGGCAGAGUUUUCUCAAGAGGCUUCUAAAACAUAGAACAGAAGAAUUCGCUAGCACCGACUUAGAGUCCGGCCAUAAACAGAACUCCAAUUACAAAGAUUCAGAUCCUCAACUAGAACCACUUUUAUUCAAAAAGUGAUGAAGAUUACAAACAGUUUUUUUUUUUUUUUUUUUGGGGUUCCUUUUUCCGGGUGGAGAGCAACACACUAAAGAUGCAUUCGUUAUUAUUACCAGUACAUAUUUGUAUCGAUUGAGUUGAUGUAAGUAGAAACUAGAAUGUGGUGUAAUAACAAUACUCACAGUUUAUAUAUCGUUUAUUUUAUUUAAGAACAAAUGUGUAUAUAUAUUGUUCAUUUUUUUAAUGAAAAUGUGUGAAUGGUUCUUACUGGA